Messenger RNA from Neoarthrinium moseri, 2817 nucleotides. RefSeq lists its product as uncharacterized. The record is from RefSeq and is a predicted model, not a curated record. Bases 1 to 2817 code for a protein of 938 amino acids. Lineage: Eukaryota; Fungi; Ascomycota; Sordariomycetes; Amphisphaeriales; Apiosporaceae. The transcript is spliced from 3 exons.
AUGAGGAUUGCCGCUCUCCGCGUGUUGGCAGCCUCGUCCGCAGCCUUUGCUGUUGUCGAGGGUAGCAAAUGCAGUUCUGUGUUCCCUUCGACAACUGGUCUUGCUGCCGCGUCAACUGUUAGUGCCUCCUCAGCCUCAGUCACAUCGACUGGCAAGAGCUCCAGGUCCUUGAGCUACGAAGCACAAGGAAGCUCAACAAGUAGUGUGACGGAUGGUAGUUCUUCUCUGGCGUCCGCCUCAGCAUUCUCAUCAUCCUCGUCCUCAUCGUCUUCGCCUGCCGCUGAUAGCUCAAUUGCUCCACUAUCCUCCUCGGACGAAACAUCAUCAUAUGGCGGAAGUGCCACAGCAUUAGAUGGGACUGCCUCUACAACGAUCUCUUUUUCUGUAUCCUCGACAGCAUCGCCAUCCACUAGCGACAGCUUGUCUUCAUCAUCGUCAACGUCUGAUGGCAGCACGGCUUCGUCAAUGUCAUCGUCGUCUGAAAGCAGCUUGACGUCGACAACUUCAUUGUCGUCGUCGUCGUCGUCGUCGUCGUCUCAAAGUAGCACGGCUUCGUCGACGUCGACUCCUGAUGACAGCAGCGCGAGUUCAUCGUCUUUUUCAUCGGCGUCAGUGACCUCGGAUGACAGCAAUUUGUCUUCGUCGACAGUCUCCUCUGAAAGCAUUUCCACAUCCCCCUCAUCCACGUUCAAUGCUGCGGACUACACCUACUAUGAAGUCACUCUGCCGGUUACAUUCACUGAGACAUAUGAUCCAGUGGUUACGCCGACUAGCACCGAGCCCUACCAAAUAACUGAAACACCUACACAGACUUGUUUCAUCGACUCGUCGAAUAUGGAUUUGACGUUCAAGAUUGCCACGAGCAAUACUAUUCCCUUGAUUCCCAAAAAUGGACGGAUAGGCAUCCUUGAGGCCACUGACUUUCCCGUACAGGGGACCGGGGACCAGACGGAGGAAGACGAAGAACAAGCGGCUCAAAACCAAGAUUACUUCAACAAUUUGCCCGCGUUCAGCUUUCAGAUGACGACUGCGGGAUCAAGCGACUAUUACGACUUCGUGGCAACCGUAGAAGGGAGCGAGAUAUAUGUUGCUCUAGACGUAGGGACACUGGAGAUCCACAUUUCCGACACUAGCCAGAACGAUCCGAAUGGCCUCGUCACGGGCAUUUUCACUUUCUCGUGUGAUGGCCAUAUCGAAGUCAACUACUUGGGCACCGAAUACACUUGGUCUGUAGGACCGGACAAAGUCAACACUGUUCUAGUUGCCGGGUCCCCAAGCGACGACGAACACAUCUUGUUGGUUCCCACGACCAUGCCCCCUGGUUAUGAUGAAAGCUAUACCAGUGAUGCCACUGGCACCCUAUCGCGUCGGCACCCGCGCUAUGCCUCCAUGCCCGAGCUUCAGCGCCGAAAUAGCCCUUGGACGGACGGGCAGCUGCCGAGGGUACCCCCUUCGCCCGCAAAUUUAUAUUCGUACAGGCGUGACGGCGCCCGCGAUAUGGAGUCUAACGGCUGUGGUUCCGGCUCAACCGCCGGGUGGAUCCCUCAAUUGAAUUUCGGCCAUUGCUGUGACCUACACGACUAUUGCUUCGAUAAUUGCUACGGUGGGAACCCCCGCGAGAAAUGCACUGACGACUAUUGCAAACCGAGCAGCUGGGAAGGGUGCAACUCUGCUUUCUACAAUUGUUUGCACAGCAGCAUUUGCUCGCAGUACUCCUGGAUUUGGUUUACAAUCAGGCGAGCUGCUUGCGAAUGUGCUGCGUCGUUCUACGCCUGGGUUGUGACGACCCACUUCGGCGCCGACGCUUUCAGGGAGGCCAAUUCGGAGAGAUGCGAUGCCUACUGUCCCGAAGGUUAUCCGUUGUGUCACGGGCAGUGCUUGACCUACACCGGAGACGAUAACAACAACUGCGGCGGCUGCGACUAUAAAUGCAACACGGGCUUGCAUUACGAAUGUCGAAGCGGCCAGUGUGUCUGCACCGCCGAUAUACAAAAUGAUAGCAGCAAUUGCGGCGGCUGUGGGCGCACAUGCCCGUAUAAGACUCAUUGCAGCGGUGGGACCUGUGUCUGCAACGAUGAUCGGUGCGGCAACCUCUGCGUCGAUCUCCAAUCCCACCCACGCAACUGUGGUUCUUGCGGCCACGUGUGCAGCACCGGCUACUGCUUCGAGGGGCAGUGCGUGGAUAUAUCGGGGCUUGCCACCUCCACAGAUUCUGCACCUGUGUGCUACCCCACAGACGCCGUCAAGAACGGUGGUUUUGACAUACUCGACAGCAACAACAACGCUUCUCCGUGGGAACUUUCCAAUGAUGAUACAAGCCACCAGGUCACAUAUGGGCCAAGUUCUCUGGCAACGUCGCAACCUAACAACGCUGCAAUCCACAAUCUUGACCCCACCGGGUUUUCCGGUGGCGUCUACCUCAGGCAGAAUCUGACACUGUGUCCCGGGACAACGUACGAGCUGACUUUCACAUUGGCAACCAUGGAUUUUGAUGCGACUUAUGUGAACCAAUGGGGUAUCCUUGUGCGAACUGCCGACAGAGAGCUGGCCACGAUUUUCCUAUCCUAUUCCGACUCCACACCCCAAGGUUAUGGCCCAUACCCUUUCACAAUCCCAACAGCCCCUGCUGAAGGCGGAACCGGAUGGGGAGCCAACGACGAUUGGCAAUCAACUCAGUAUGACUCGACAGGCACCUUUGCGUACAUUCAGUUGGUGUUUUGGGUGGUCUCUGAUAUCAAUCCUCCAACCACCCCGGAUGGGAAGUACAAUCUGAUGGAGGCCGUCAUAUUUGACGACGUGUCAGUAUAUCAAGCUUGA